CAGUCAUCAGUGUCCCGUUGUUGUCAGUUGUCGCAGCGUCGUAGAGGGUGGAUGUCGUCUGGUCGUUCUUAAAAGUUUUGUCCUAAGCGUUUAGCGUUAUCAGUUCAGUACAGCUUUUACUAAUAAGUAGGACGUAAGGCUUCUCAAACACGAAACGCAUGACGCAGCAGAAUUAUCAGCGCAAGUGUAUGGUUGACGUAUAGAAUUUAUUUGCGCCGUUAUUUGCUAACCACUGUCGUACGAUCGGUAAUAUGUUUAUCCCGACGGUUAUCUCCGCAAAAUUUUAAAUAUUCGCAUGUAGUGCUGCACGGGUGAAGAGUGAAAGAGAAAAAAGACGAAGGUACGAAAUAAAUAUGCCUCCUCGAUUGAGCAAGUUUUCAAUUUCGGCAACUUGUAUUGACUAUGUUCAUCCCUGGACUAAUUCAUGUGUCAGCGCGACCGCUGGUCUGGGACUCCACGCCUUGCAAGAAUCAUUACGGAUUUAUACUACCGUCUAUUUAGUAACUUUGCUGAUGAAAGGAAGGAUUCCUUCAAAAGAUGACAUCAGGCGAACUGUGCUCGGUGUGCUUCAAUCGACAGCUUUUUUGUCAUGGAGCGCGUUCUCUUACUCCAUUUUCCUCUGUUUACUAAGACGGGCAUCUGGGAACUUCAACAUUCUGACAGUAUCGUUCCUGCCAUCUUUUUUGUCCAACCUCGCAGCCAUUGUGAUAGAAAGGCCAUCGCGGCGUACACUGCUAUGUUUAUACGUAUCAAACAUCGCUACGGAAACGGUGUUCAGAGCAGGUGUAUGGAGAGGGUACUUCUCGGUGAUUCCACGUGGUGAAGUGUACAUUUUUGCUGCUAGUAUAGCAAUGAUGUUGUACUAUUUUCGCAGUGAGAAAAACCAACAGGAUUCCAUAUUCAAAAUCCUUCAAUUUGUUAUUGGGCCAUAUGAGAGAUAUAACUGCAGUGAAAUCAGAAGAGAGCCACAUACUUUAGCCCCGAAAUGUUUACAAAAACGUAGAAUAACCAAUAAAUCUAAUAAUCAAAUAUUUAAUGCUUGCCACCGUGGCCUUGCUGUGUAUAAACAUGUAAUUGAGAGACUUAAAGCUUGGCACAAACAUCUAUCUUGCCCACAUCCUUUCAGUUGUGCUCAUUACGUUAUAUCGGGAGGCACUAAAUUGUUCGGAAUUGGAAUUGGGGUCCAAUUAGCAAUAAAAUUGGUCUUGCAGUGGAAAAAAAUAUUCGGUAGACCAAAAAUUGCCAAGCAGAUAAUAUUUAGGAGAGAAAAUUUGUACCUGGGAAUGUUUAUUGGAGGAUUUACAGGAAUAUAUAGAAUGCUGUCUUGCGGGUUGAGGAGAGCUUUUGGAAAAGAUUCACGCUAUUAUGCAAUACCAGCUGGUAUCGCGGCGAGUGUUGCUUUUACGAUGUAUCCAGAUAAUACAAUCGCUUUGUACGUAAUGUGGAAAGCGUUACAGAUACUUUGGAAUAGUGGGGUAGCCACUGGAAAACUACCGGAGGUCAAGUGGUUCAUAAUAGUACUUUAUUGCUUUAGUACAGCGAUUCUUUUUCAUGCUGCGAUUAUUGAGCCGCAAAAUUUGAGAUCCUCGUACUGGAAAUUCCUACACAAUUUAUCCGGAGGAAGAAUAGCUACAAUGGCCAGAAAACCGUUGGAUGAGUUUGGUUUAGGAACUAGUGCUUCUCUGGCAGAAGUACUCAGAAAAACUCAAACAACUGAUCAGAUUUCUUAUUCGUUUUAACGUGAAGUAAAUGCAUCACGCGUUUUAUAACAAAGAAAGAAAGGUAUUGAUCAUAAUCAGAACAAGCCUAUGAGGCUUAUAGUUGCUUAUAUUCAAUGCAUAUUGGGUAUUUUUCUUGAUAUAGGAAUAUUUGCCAAUACCUAAAUAAUCGAAUUUUUUAUAAUGUAUCAUAAAUUUCUGUAGGUAGGCGCGAGGAAAAAACUAUAACAAUUAUCAAAUUGUGACUAAUUGUAUGAAUAUCAAAUCAUGGCAUUUUUGGUAAAAUACAAUUAUCUGUAAUCAACAGAUAACGAGAAAAUUGCUUGAUUAAAGUCUAAAAUUAUAGUUGGGUGGACAGAGUAAAAAGGUUUAUUAUCGUAGGAGGGGGGAGUGUAAAAAAUAAUCAAACGCUGUAUGCAAACAUGAAAAUAUAUUUGAGGAUAGUAAGUCAUUUUUAUAAGACAUUUUUGUAAUAAUAAUGAUAAUAUCUACUUUAAGGUAAUGGAUCACCUGCGAACCGAUUCAAAUUCGGAUAUUCAGUAGUUUCAAGCUAAAUAUUAUCCAGCGUUAUGUGUGCCUUAGAAAAUUUUCAAUGACCUUUACUUGUUAAUGGGAACGGUCGCGCUGGUUUGCAAAAGGUCAAUUAAUUUUGUGAAACUGUACGAAAACUAGUUUUGCUGGCGUACAUUGUAGAUGGACGGCAAGUUCACAUCUAUUGCUUCAUGAAUAUUUUCUCUUUGUUUUCAUCGGUUAAUUCGAAGGGCGAGGGAUAAGCCCUUAACAGUAAACCAUUUUUUUUGCUGUUUGUCGAACUUCGUAAUUCCUGGUGAAACUUAUCAUAAAGUGAAAUCAUUAUACGGAUAUUCAUGAUAUGUAGAAACAAUUGAACUACUUAUAAAUCUCGUAUUUUUUGCCGUUUUUAAUUUUUAUACGCAUUACUUGAUUUUUUUCAGAGCAUUUACCAUAUUUCUGGAGUAUAAACAGUAGGGUGGUUGAAAAAGAAUGUUUUUUUUUCGCUCUUACCCCCUCAAAUGUCAGUGUUUGAUAGAAAAAACAAAUCCUUUCGCAAGGUGAGCUCUCUAGCUCAAGUUUAACAGGUUGCUCUUUUAAUUUUUAUUUCUCAUUCAUUCGUGAUAGAAAAAUGUAGCUUUUCGUUGAAAGUUAAAAUAUUCGUUAAAUUCAUGCAGAGAUCCGUGAAGCUGACCUCUUCGAGUUUUCCAAAUUUCCAAAACAAAGCAUGAGUAUCAUCAUUAGAACACUACCGAUUUUCUCUUUUUUCGUAAAAAUCAGUAGUUUUCAAAUGACCGUAAUGUGGAUUUUAAUGACCUAAACUAUAAUUUUUUUUACCACCCUAGUAAACAGGUUUUGAAUUAGUGGAAGACUUAUUGACUGCAAAAGGAAAUAAUGUAUGGGGCUUUCUCCGCCAGAACGUACGAGAAUAAAAAUUCGAAUUUUUCAUUCAAUCAAAAUUUUUAUGGCUGAUUACACCUAAUGAGAUGAACUUUCACAAUUUUUUUCGAUUUUUUUCGUUCGUGUGUUAUUGAGUUAUGAAUUAAAAAAAAAAAUUUCUUUUAAUUUUUUAAUUCUGCAGAAUAUGACUUCUGUAUCAUCAAAUCAGGCAAGAAGAUUUUGUUAAAUUUUGACUCCGGAACUCGUUUGGCUAAGUGUACUAUCUUGAAGAUCAGGGAGUAUUUUUAACAAAACUUUUGCGAGUUAAAUCCUUCUAUCAAUAUUCAAUAAUCUGUCCAUGCUGUGAUGUUUCUUUCUACUAGGAAAGCAUGAAAUUUGUGGAAAAGUCGGAUUUUUUUGUAAAUAUAUAAAUCUAAACUGAUGUGAAUUGACAGGUCAAAAAAGACGUGUUUCAUGAUUAUAUAGACAUUUAUUAAAAAAUAAUCUACAAAGAAUCAAAAAAAAAUUCCACAUUUUCUUAAAUUAGCGUUAGGUACGAUAGAAAAAAUUCAUAUCAGUAUAGAUUUAAUUACAAAAAAAUUCAACUUUUCCAGGAAUUGUAUGCUGUCCUAGUAGAAAAAAAUAUCGCAACAUGGACAGAUUAUUUAAUAUUGAUAGCACGAUUCAACUCGCGAAAGUUUUGUUAAAAGCACUCCCUAGUCUUGAAGAUAGUAAAAUUAAGUAAACGAGUUCCAGAGGGAGUCAAAAUUUGACAAAAACCUGGUGUCUGAUUUGAUACAGAAGUUUUAUUCUGCAGAACAAAAUUUGAAAUUGGAAAAAAACAUGAAAUGAGAUGUGACCACGACAAAUUCGACGGCAUAAUUUGUUUAAAAAAACAAUGUUUGUUAUGAGUAUUUAAAAAAAAAAAAAAAAACGUAUCCAAUCUCUCGAAAUUGUGAAGUUUGAGGGUUAAAUGAAAAAAUCAUAUCGCAAAUGACAAUAAUGAGGUUUUUUUCUUUUUUUUUCUCAAAGUAUACUUGAAUACAAACAUUGAAAAAAAUACUUUUCAAAAAUUCAUAUCUCAAGAACACACGAAUGAAAAAAAAAAUCGUAAAAGCUUAUGUCAUUAGGUUUAAUCACCCAUAAAAAUUUUAUAUUUUUUUAUAUACAUUUUGUCUUUCAUUUUAUCGAAUAAUUAGAAUUUACUAUCAGUACCCUUAAAAUGUACAAAUGCAUUCCAUCCCAUAAUUGUUACCAUUAUUAUUCAUUGAAACACAGUCUAAACAAUUUGUUAUCUAUUUAUGUGUUGUAUAUUAAACUUGACUUAAGGUGAGGAAAUUAUUUAUAUCAUUAAAUGUAUUAACG
Neodiprion fabricii is the source of this 4472-nucleotide messenger RNA. Its product is annotated as transmembrane protein 135-like. The coding region runs from base 354 to 1739 and encodes 461 amino acids. The record is from RefSeq and is a predicted model, not a curated record. Lineage: Eukaryota; Metazoa; Arthropoda; Insecta; Hymenoptera; Diprionidae. The transcript is spliced from 9 exons.